This is a messenger RNA of Diceros bicornis minor, 4948 nucleotides long. RefSeq names its product semaphorin 3C (gene SEMA3C). Gene Ontology annotation, molecular function: semaphorin receptor binding; chemorepellent activity. Gene Ontology annotation, biological process: positive regulation of cell migration; neural crest cell migration; negative chemotaxis. The transcript is spliced from 18 exons. Lineage: Eukaryota; Metazoa; Chordata; Mammalia; Perissodactyla; Rhinocerotidae. The record is from RefSeq and is a predicted model, not a curated record. Bases 244 to 2499 code for a protein of 751 amino acids.
UCGGAGGUGCCGUACUGAGCGCCGCGGAGACGGGCUCCGGUGCCGCGGAUUCCUUUACAAAGAAACUCAGGGGACCGGGAAGAAGGAAUCUCACCGCGGGGCCGCUCCAGAAAUUAAGGUCUUCUGGCGAAGGGACUGGAGACUCAUUCGGAGCCCAACCGGCAGCAAAUUGAUGACUUUUCCGUGCUGAUCUCUUCCCGCCUCGGUAUUUUCCCUUGGAUAUCAACUUGCAGAUCUGAAGAAAUGUCAUUCCGGGCAAUUUGCGUGUUGGUUGGAGUAUUUGUUUGUUCUGUCUGUGUAAAAGGAUCGUCUCAGCCCCAAGCAAGAGUUUAUUUAACAUUUGAUGAGCUUCGAGAAACCAAGACCUCUGAAUACUUCAGCCUGUCCCACCAUCCUUUAGACUACAGGAUAUUAUUAAUGGAUGAAGAUCAGGACCGGAUAUAUGUGGGCAGCAAAGAUCACAUUCUUUCCUUGAAUAUUAACAAUAUAAGUCAAGAACCUUUGAGUGUUUUCUGGCCAGCAUCUACAAUCAAAGUCGAAGAAUGCAAAAUGGCUGGCAAAGAUCCAACACACGGCUGUGGGAACUUCGUCCGUGUGAUUCAGGCCUUCAACCGCACGCAUUUGUAUGUUUGUGGGAGUGGUGCCUUCAGCCCAGUCUGUACUUAUUUGAACAGAGGGAGGAGAUCAGAGGACCAAGUUUUCAUGAUUGACUCCAAGUGUGAAUCUGGAAAAGGACGCUGCUCUUUCAACCCCAAUGUGAACACAGUGUCUGUUAUGAUCAAUGAAGAGCUUUUCUCUGGAAUGUAUAUAGAUUUCAUGGGGACAGAUGCUGCUAUUUUUCGCAGUUUAACCAAGAGGAAUGCAGUCAGAACAGAUCAACACAAUUCCAAAUGGCUGAGUGAACCUAUGUUUGUGGAUGCACAUGUUAUCCCAGAUGGCACUGAUCCGAACGAUGCCAAGGUGUACUUCUUCUUCAAAGAGAAACUGACCGACAACAGCAGAAGCACAAAACAGAUUCAUUCCAUGAUCGCUAGAAUAUGUCCUAAUGACACUGGUGGACUGCGCAGUCUUGUCAACAAGUGGACUACCUUCUUAAAAGCCAGGCUGGUGUGCUCGGUGACUGAUGAAGAUGGCCCAGAAACGCACUUCGAUGAAUUAGAGGAUGUGUUUCUGCUGGAAACUGAUAACCCAAGGACAACUCUAGUGUAUGGCAUUUUUACAACAUCAAGCUCUGUUUUUAAAGGAUCAGCAGUGUGUGUGUAUCAUUUAUCUGAUAUACAGACUGUGUUUAAUGGGCCUUUUGCCCACAAAGAAGGACCCAAUCACCAGCUCAUCUCCUAUCAGGGGAGAAUUCCAUAUCCUCGCCCUGGAACUUGCCCAGGAGGAGCCUUUACACCCAACAUGCGAACCACCAAGGAGUUCCCAGAUGACGUUGUCACUUUCAUACGGAACCAUCCGCUCAUGUACAAUUCCAUCUACCCAAUCCACAGGAGGCCUUUGAUUGUUCGUAUAGGCACUGACUAUAAGUACACAAAGAUAGCUGUGGAUCGAGUGAAUGCUGCCGAUGGUAGAUACCACGUCCUGUUUCUCGGAACAGAUCGGGGUACUGUGCAGAAGGUGGUUGUUCUUCCUAGGAACAGCUCUGCCAGUGGUGAGCUCAUUCUGGAGGAGUUGGAAGUCUUUAAGAAUCGUGCUCCCAUAACAACAAUGAAAAUUUCAUCCAAAAAGCAACAGUUGUAUGUGAGCUCCAAUGAAGGGGUUUCCCAAGUGUCCCUGCAUCGCUGCCACAUCUACGGUACAGCCUGUGCUGACUGCUGCCUGGCAAGGGACCCUUACUGUGCCUGGGACGGCCAUUCUUGCUCUAGGUUCUACCCAACCGGGAAGCGGAGGAGCCGAAGACAAGAUGUGAGACACGGAAAUCCGUUGACUCAAUGCAGAGGAUUUAAUCUAAAAGCAUAUAGAAAUGCAGCUGAAAUUGUUCAGUAUGGAGUGAAAAAUAACACCACUUUCCUUGAGUGUGUCCCCAAGUCUCCGCAGGCAUCUGUCAAGUGGUUGUUACAGAAAGACAAAGACAGGAGGAAAGAGGUCAAGCUGAAUGAACGAAUCAUAGCCACGUCACAAGGACUCCUGAUCCGCUCCGUUCAGGAUUCUGACCAAGGACUGUAUCACUGCAUUGCAACAGAAAAUAGCUUCAAGCAGACCAUAGCCAAGAUCAACUUUAAAGUUUUAGAUUCCGAAAUGGUGGCUGUUGUGACAGACAAGUGGUCCCCAUGGACCUGGGCCAGCUCUGUGAGGGCUUUACCCUUCCACCCGAAGGACAUCAUGGGAGCAUUCAGCCACUCAGAAAUGCAGAUGAUUAAUCAGUACUGCAAGGACACUCGACAGCAACAUCAACAGGGAGAAGAAUCCCAGAAGACGAGGGGGGACUACGGCAAGUUAAAGGCUCUCAUCAAUAGCCGGAAAAGUAGAAACAGGAGGAAUCAGUUGCCAGAAUCAUAAUGUUUUCUUACAUGGGGCUUAUGCUUCCAGUAGCAAUGGUCUGUCUUCAAUGAUCAAAUUUUGAGCAAAGAAUCUCAUGCUUUACCCAUGGAAAAUUCCUGAGAAAGGUGGUUACUCACUCCUGAAGUGAGUGUUACGUGAACUGAAAUGAGCAUGCAUUUUCUUGUAUGUAUUGACUAGCACUAGACAUGUCAUGGUCCUCAUGGUGCAUAUAAAUAUUUAACUUAAGCCAGAUUUUAUUUAUAUCUUUAUUUACCUUUUCUUCAAAAUCAAUAUGGCGGCUAUAAAACUAGAAUUCUUACAUCCCUUAAUUGAACAAGGGCCAUAACCCUAUGAUCUUCCUUCUUUGCUUUAAGGGUUUAGAUUUCUAAUUGUCAGUGAUUUUUAUGUAUGAAAGCAAAUGCCAGGUUAACAACUUUUACAUGGUGAAAGUUGUAUAAAUGCGUGUGACAGAGUAGCUGUCAAAAGAAAUGUAACAUAGGAAAAAGACAAGGAAGAGGGCAUUUAGGAGUCGUGUAAGACAUGAGUGAUUCAUAAAGAGAAAGCGAGGAGUUUAUAUGCUUCCAGUGGAAUGUAUUAUUGGUUACUUUAAGAUUGUAAAAACCGUCAGUUGCUGGUAUCUGUCGUUGAUUUUUGUUCCUUGUUUCAGGAAGAUAAAAUGAAUGACCCUCACCAUGAACAUCUUUAAUUGGAGUUAUGUCGCUGAAGGAUUUAAGUUCAUAUUCUUAUGUUAUCGUCUUCCAAACAAAAGCACUUUCUUUUUUUGGAAGUUACUUAAGUUAUUCUAGACUCAGAGAAUAUAAUCUUAUGUUGUUUAAUUGAUUACUGUGUUUGUUCUACUUUUCUAAUCUGUGGGGCAGAUUAAACAAUAUGAGAAGAAAAAUUUUUGAAAUAUCAAACUUGAGUGUGAGGGGUGAAACCAUGAAAAUGGAAAAAAAUGAAAAAACAAAGUAGAAAAUGCAAUUUUGUUAAGAGAAGUUUAUAAAAAAGUGUGACUAGUUUUUAACUUCAAUAAUUAAUUUUGAUGAUUAACACAUUGUUUUUUAUUCCCCAACCUCAGAUAUCAUACUGCUUUUUAAGUCACCAGGUCAUUUUUUUAUGAGCUUUUGUGUGCACUGGAGAGGUGCUCAUUUUGUGGAGAAAUGAAAAAAAAAUUCUAAUAUGAAUAAAAAUAGACAUACUUUCUUUUAAAAGAAUGUUGGUGCAUUAUUUUCAGUGGUAUAGAAACACAAAUGUGGUAAGUUUUGAUGAAUAAAAUAAUCUUCUAAUUGUAUGUUUGGAUCAUUUUAUUAGAAUAACUUAAUAUUGAAUUUUUUACUUCAAAUAACCAUUAGAUGGGAUAAAUAUGAAAGAUUUCUUCAUAUUCUCAUAUUUCUUUUAAAAACACAACUUUUGAUCUUUCGUUUUAUUUACUUUUAAAUUUAUUUUCAUGUUCCAGGUGCAAACAGAAAUUGUAUCAUAGACCUAAUUGAAAUCUGGUACAGAAUUCUUAUUCAUAGUUAACAGGAAGGUAAUCAAAGUCGAUCUAUCACCUUUUUAGGCAACUGCAGUAUAAAGCUCCAAGAACUAAAAUCAUUGUCAAAAUGAAUGUAAUCAUUAACCGAAUCUAAGAAUAUGAUUUAUUAUUUAAGUGGUGGUAAAUCGUGAUAUUUUAAGAGGCCUCAAUGGAGGAGGCAGUGAAAAUACACAAUAUAAAUAAUGUUCAUUCAAAAAAAAAAAAAAAACCUGUUAAAUAGAAGCUGUUGUUCCAAAUGUGUGUGAUUCUGAAGUAGCUUUAAAGCAGCUUAUUAUACAAAUUGCUUGCCUGCUUAAAGGGUGUAACUAAACGUCUUCAUUUCUCCUCUAUGUGCACAAAUAAAAAUGUGUGUAGAGCUAAAACCAUCUUCUGCGUUUAAGGCCAAUCUCUUCUAUGUACAGAGUUGAGAGACAAGUUGUGUCAGGGUCAGAGGAUAGGGUAACUACACAGGUCCCCUUGCUUCAUGUAAACCCAAACUGAUAGACAAUAGGGUGUUUAGUUUUGUAAUAUUAUUUGUGCUAUUUAAUACUUUCUCCUUUGAACGUUGUUAAAUUGUAUAUAUUUUUAUUACUUUUCUUUUAAAAUUAUAGAAAUCCUUCUUGAACAUAACAGCCAAAUGUAAAGAAAAUUUUCUUUCUCAAAAGUAUCAUUAACGUAUACUGAAUGUUUGUGGUUGAUUGGUUUUAUUUUGCAUAGUUUGACAAUUCGGUGACUUAAUAUGUUUCCCAUUUGUAUUGUACAUAAAAUUUCCUAGAAAUGCACUUUUUUUCAAAGUGUAGGUUUGUGAAUAGAUUUUAGCAUGAUGAAACUGUCAUUACAGUGAAUGUUCACUCUGUGUAAGAAAGCAAACUCAAUGUAGUUAGCGCAUUAAUAUUUAAUUGGAUCUUGAAGAAAUCAUUUGCCUGGCAAAAUAAAACAUGUUUAAUUCCCCAA